This is a messenger RNA of Paramecium sonneborni, 508 nucleotides long. Lineage: Eukaryota; Ciliophora; Oligohymenophorea; Peniculida; Parameciidae. The record is from the annotation of a GenBank genome assembly.
AUGAUAAUUAUAUUUGCCUUAUUGUUAGCAAUUAUUUAAUCACAUCCUGUGAGCUAAAUUAGAUCACAUUCUUUGAGAUUCCAUCCAAAUUAAAAUAUCGUUAAAGAAUUGCAAUUAUACAUUGAAAUCAAUUAAAUAAAGGCUGCUUCAAUAUCAACUUGUGUUGGAGUAUUAUUUAAAUAUUAAUUAUAAGUCUUUGUUGAAAUGCUCAAUCAGAUUUGCAAAUCAACCUGAAUUUAAGGAAAUUAAUGGCCAUUUUGAAAUUGUUUCAUUAGUUGGUACAAUUAGCGUUUAUGGUUAACAUGUUCAUAUUAGUUUAUCAGACUCAGAAGGAAAAAUGAUUGGAGGACAUUUACCAUUUUAUGAUAAUGAAUGCAUCAUAUAUACAACAGCUGAAAUUGUUUUACUUGAACACUUAGAAACUAUCUAUGCAAGAAAACUAGAUCCGACUUAUGGAUAUCAAGAACUAUAUAUAAUUUGAAAUUUUUAUUUUUUUAAAACAAAUCCA